Molecule: messenger RNA, 1261 nt
Organism: Schizosaccharomyces cryophilus OY26
Lineage: Eukaryota; Fungi; Ascomycota; Schizosaccharomycetes; Schizosaccharomycetales; Schizosaccharomycetaceae
Product: complexed with Cdc5 protein Cwf12
Exons: 3
Coding region: 305-958 (217 amino acids)
Biological process (GO): generation of catalytic spliceosome for second transesterification step; mRNA 3'-splice site recognition
Cellular component (GO): post-spliceosomal complex; post-mRNA release spliceosomal complex; catalytic step 2 spliceosome
Source: RefSeq, a predicted model, not a curated record
CAGAAAUUGGUAUAGUAUGGAAGAAGCCGUGUGAAAUCUUCUAUUGAAAAGCACUGUUACUAUUAUACUUAUUCCCUCGAUUGUAUAUAAUAACUAUAACGAGAACAUCUUGUAAGUGGAAGCAGAUCAUAAAGGUAAACGACUGCCUUGGGAAAAUAGGGGAAGCAGAGUUUGCAUAUGCGUAGCAAAACAAUUGCCUUGUAGAAAUUAUUUGUUUGAUUAAUUUUUAUGUGUUUCACGUUAAGUCGAAGUCUAAGUCUGUGGUUGGUAGUGAAGUAAACGUUUGGAAAAAGUUGUUAUCAUCAUGUCCUCAAAUCAGUAUGUGGUCGGAAGCAAGCCUGUGGAAAAAAGACCUAGGAAUAUAAAAAACAUAAAUUCAGUAGCUACCUGUGAAAAACACCGACAAAGUGUCAUUAAAGACCUUUCAAAAAAAAUUAAUAAGAUUCAGAGUGCUCAAUUGCCGGACUAUCAAGUUCGAGAUUUGAAUGAUGCUAUUAAUCAAUUGAUGCGUGAGAAGCAUGCUUGGGAAAUUCAAAUUCGCGAUCUUGGAGGAAUAAAUUAUAUAUACAGCAAAGCGAAACUCUUUGCGGAUGAUGGUGAGAAGAUCGGUGAGAUCGAUGAUUAUCGCUAUUAUGGGCGUGCUAGAGAAUUACCUGGCGUAAAAGAGUUAUUUGAAGCUGAUAUGACUUUUGUACCUGAACGCUUGCGAAAACAAGAGAUGCAACAGCGACAGCUCGAUGCUUGGUAUUAUGGUUAUACGCCUUUGGAAGAAGAAGCCUCGUUACAGGACUACGAAAAAACAAUAUCUGAUCAAAGAAUGGAACGAUUAUCUCAAGAAAGAACCCAUUCGUUGGAGAAUUGGAAGCCCAUCGUAAUCGAGCACAUUCCUGCACGUGAAGAGGUAGAAAGGAUUUUGCUGGAGAGACGUAAAAAUGCUUUACUUCAUAGGUUGGUGUAAUCAAUGUCUGUCUAUAUAAAUAGGAAAUGUUUGGUCUUAUAUAUUCAUCGAGUUCAUUCGCUAAAUACUGUUUGCCUUGGGUAUGUAUUUUUUUUUGGUAAAAAUAAAGUCUAGAUCCUAAAAUAUCAUUACAUGGAUAGAUAGUUGGGGCUUUCACAAGCCUCGUACUCUUGAAUCAAGUUGGAGACAACCUCUCUGUUUGCAAAUGCUGUAAGCUUCUUGAACAAUGAACAAUAAAAGGAUAAAUGACAUACCUUGAAGAAUCAAAUUCGUCUAAAUUAUCUUCAAAAAUUGACUCCUUUU